This is a messenger RNA of Mesoplodon densirostris (Blainville's beaked whale), 2132 nucleotides long. It is a transcript of the gene GRB7, whose product is annotated as growth factor receptor bound protein 7. The transcript has 14 exons. Gene Ontology annotation, biological process: signal transduction. The record is from RefSeq and is a predicted model, not a curated record. The coding region runs from base 1 to 1833 and encodes 610 amino acids. NCBI's taxonomy places the organism in Eukaryota, Metazoa, Chordata, Mammalia, Artiodactyla, Ziphiidae.
AUGUUCCUAGACAGAGCCGGACUUCGAACGCUGUGUCCUGCUACUCCUGCUGGGGCUCCUCCAGAUGUCAUGGAGUUGGGUCUGUCUCCACCUCAUCUCGGCAGCUCCUCAGAAGACCUGUACCCGGCCCCUGGGACCCCUCCUGGGACUCCCCCGCCUCCCCAUGUCCCUCUGUCUGGGGAGGUGAAGAGGUCCCAGCCUCUGCCCAUUCCGACCAGCAAGAAACUUCUUCGACAGGAGGAGCUGCGGUCAACCUCUCUACCCUCCAUCCCCAACCCCUUCCCCGAGCUCUGCAGUCCUUCUUCACAGAGCCCCAUUCUUGGGGGGCCCUCCAGUGCAAGGGGGCUGUUCCCUCGAGACACCGGCUGCCCCCAUGUCAUAAAGGUGUACAGCGAAGAUGGGGCCUGCCGCUCAGUGGAGGUGGCAGCGGGCGCCACGGCUCGCUACGUGUGUGAGAUGCUGGUGCAGCGAUCUCAUGCCCUGAGUGACGAGAACUGGGGGCUGGUGGAGGGCCACCCCCACCUAGCACUGGAGCGGGUCUUGGAGGACCACGAGUCGGUGGCGGAAGUGCAGGCUGCCUGGCCCAUCGGCGGAGACAGCCGCUUUCUCUUCCGGAAAAACUUUGCCAAGUACGAGCUGUUCAAGAGCACCCCACACUCCCUGUUCCCAGAAAAGAUGGUCUCCAGCUGUCUGGACGCACACACGGGCAUAUCCCACGAAGACCUCAUCCAGAACUUCCUGAAUGCAGGCAGCUUCCCAGAGAUCCAGGGCUUCCUGCAGCUACGGGGGUCAGGACGCAAGCUUUGGAAACGCUUCUUCUGCUUCCUACGCCGGUCUGGCCUCUAUUACUCCACCAAGGGCACCUCCAAGGAUCCGCGGCACCUGCAGUAUGUAGCAGAUGUGAAUGAGUCCAACGUGUACGUGGUGACCCAGGGCCGCAAGCUCUACGGGAUGCCCACGGACUUUGGCUUCUGUAUCAAGCCAAACAAGCUUCGGAAUGGCCACAAGGGGCUUCGCAUCUUCUGCAGUGAGGAUGAGCAGAGCCGCACCUGCUGGUUAGCGGCCUUCCGCCUCUUCAAGUAUGGGGUGCAGCUGUAUAAGAAUUAUCAGCAGACACUGUGCCGCCACCUGCGCCCACCCUGUGUGGGUUCCCCGCCCUUGAGGAGUGUCUCAGACAACACCCUGGUGGCCAUGGACUUCUCUGGCCACGCCGGGCGUGUCAUCGAGAACCCCCGGGAAGCUCUGAGUGCCGCCCUGGAGGAGGCCCAGGCCUGGAGGGUUUGUACUGGGGACCUACUCUCCACAUGGGUACCCAUGGAGUGGGAAGAGGAAAGCGAGGGGAGAGGGGAGGCCCCCGGCUGCGGAAAGAGGCUCUGUAUUCUCCAGGGGCUGGUAAUACCCCAGCCACGCCCUGAGCCCCCGUGUCCCCCACUUGCUCCACAGAAGAAGACGAACCACCGUCUCAGCCUGCCCACCCCGAGCUCGGGCACGAGCCUCAGUGCAGCCAUCCACCGCACCCAACCCUGGUUCCACGGACGCAUUUCCCGCGAGGAGAGCCAGCGGCUCAUCGGGCAGCAGGGCCUGGUAGACGGCGUGUUCCUCGUGCGAGAGAGUCAGCGGAACCCGCAGGGCUUUGUCCUCUCGCUGUGCCACGUGCAGAAAGUCAAACAUUACCUCAUCCUGCCGAGCGAGGAGGAGGGGCGCCUGUACUUCAGCAUGGACGAGGGCCAGACCCGCUUCACCGACCUGCUGCAGCUUGUGGAGUUCCACCAGCUGAACCGCGGCAUCCUGCCCUGCUUGCUGCGCCACUGUUGCACCCGCGUGGCCCUCUGACCACCACACAGGCACUCAGCCCACUCUGCGCUGCCCACCCACCUCCGCUCCUAGGGUGCACUCGGAGGGGGCAGAAAGUGGGGCCAGGGUCAUCGUGAAUGGCUGGGGGCUCCCCCACUCCGGUUUCCUCCUCGGCUCCUGGCCUCCCUCAGGCCGAAAGUGCUCCCCGCCCGGUCCACCCUUAACUUCUCCUUAAGGGAAGGCACUUGGGUGGGCAUCUCCCCUUCCUGGCGCUGCUCUGGGGCAAGGCAUUAUGGGAGAAAUGGGGGCAGCCCAGGUGGUCUUUACACUCCACACUU